AUGUCUUGCUGUCAUCAUUGUACCCAAGGCCGCAAUGGCGGCUCCCCAGGACAGCCGCAAAUGCCCAAUACCUCGGCCCUCUACAGGAUCGACAUGCACACGCACAUCAUGCCGUCGUCGUUGCCGGAUCUGUCGGCCUAUCCGCGCAAAGACCCGACCGACCGAUGGAUGGAACUGAAGCCCAACGAGCAGGAGCCAUCCAAGGUCGACAUGUAUGUGGGCGGCAACUUCUUCCGCACGGUGGAAGAGAACUGCUUCGACGCGGAGGCGCGACUGCGCGAGAUGGACCAGAUGGGCGUCGACGUCCAAGUCCUGAGCACCGUGCCCAUCUUGUUCUUCUACGACGAACCCGCCGCCCCGGUGGCCAUCCUAGCGCGGGCUUUGAACGACCACAUCGCCGACAUCUGUCGCCAGCAUCCGCGGCGGUUUGUUGGGUUGGCCACGCUGCCUCUGCAAGACGUCGAGGCGAGCACGGCGGAAUUACGGCGGGCCAAGAGUCUGGGGUUGAAAGGCGUGGAAAUCGGUACCACCAUCGGCGACCGAAACUUGGAUGAUGAGGCGUUGUAUCCGUUCUGGCAGGCGUGUCAGGACCUCGACAUGCCCGUCUUCAUUCACCCCUUGGGCUACUCCUUGUCGGCGGAGAAUCCCAAGCGCUGGGCAAAAUACUGGGCAUCAUGGCUGGUGGGAAUGCCCAGUGAAACGGCGCUCUCCAUCCUCGCCUUGACCGCGUCGGGCGUGCUUAUCAAAUACCCCAAGCUCCGACUCUGCUUCGCACAUGCCGGCGGCGCCUUCCCUGCCCUGCUCGGGCGCAUCCAACACGGCUACGACUGCAGACCCGACCUCGUCGCCAAGGAUGCCGGCGGUAUCACGCCGACACAACACCUCACAUCAGGAACCAACAUCUGGAUCGAUAGCCUGGUCCAUGACCCGGAUCUCCUGCAAUAUCUGUGCCAGAAGAUCCGAAAAGACCGGAUCGUCAUGGGCAGCGAUUACCCGUUUCCGCUGGGCGAGGUGCCCGAGGCAGGGAAGAUGCUGGCGUCGGAUGACCGGUUGACGGCCUUCCUGACGUGGGAGCAGCGAGCGUACAUGCUGGCUGGAAGCGCGAUUGCAUUCUUGAAGCUGGAUGGCGAGUUUGCCGACAGGUAUCGUCGUGGUAUAGACAUGGCUCGCGAGCAGGACAAGUCAAGAGAGGCGGUACAGGACAAACCAAGAGAGGUGGCAAAGGACACUUUCAGGGAGCCAGUAUCGGCCGAACCUGUGACGUUCAAGGAUUCGCACCAGGGGUCGAUAGUGUCCACAUUUCUUGUACCAGGUGUUUGA
Capronia coronata CBS 617.96 is the source of this 1320-nucleotide messenger RNA. Its product is annotated as aminocarboxymuconate-semialdehyde decarboxylase. The transcript has 2 exons. Gene Ontology annotation, cellular component: cytosol; cytoplasm. Bases 1 to 1320 code for a protein of 439 amino acids. Gene Ontology annotation, molecular function: carboxy-lyase activity; hydrolase activity. Gene Ontology annotation, biological process: secondary metabolic process. NCBI's taxonomy places the organism in Eukaryota, Fungi, Ascomycota, Eurotiomycetes, Chaetothyriales, Herpotrichiellaceae. The record is from RefSeq and is a predicted model, not a curated record.